AUGUCUUCCUCCAUCGCCAAUACUCAGCUGACUUCCGAGUAAGUAGUACAUGCUACUGAGGCCUGGGACGACCACAGUCAUUGUGGCUGUAGUACUUUGUUGCUGACGCUGCAUCGUCGGCUCAUCGUCCUCAGCUUUGCGAUCAAGCCGGAGAGCGUCACCCCGACGCUCAACACCAAGGACUGGCCCCUGCUCCUCAAGAACUAUGACAAACUCUUGGUUCGGAGUCAGUAAUUUUCUGGUCACUGCUGGCUCAUGAUGUGCCUUGCUCAUGCACAAAUCUGCACACCCACUCGACCUCCAUUGCAGGCGCUCAUUUUACUCCCAUCCCUGCCGGAAGCUCACCCUUGAAGCGGGACCUCGUCUCAUACAUCAAAACCGGUGUCAUCAACCUCGACAAGCCCUCGAACCCGUCCUCGCACGAAGUCGUCGCAUGGAUCCGCCGCAUCCUCCGCGUCGAGAAAACCGGUCACUCGGGUACGCUUGACCCCAAGGUCACUGGCUGCUUGACGGUCUGCAUCGACCGGGCUACCCGUCUCGUCAAAUCGCAACAGGGCGCAGGGAAGGAGUACGUUUGCGUCGUUCGUCUCCACGCAGGUAUCGAUGGCGAGAAGGCCCUCGCCCGCGCACUCGAGACCCUCACCGGUGCGCUCUUCCAGCGACCCCCCUUGAUCUCGGCCGUCAAGCGUCAAUUGCGAGUGCGCACCAUCUACCAGGCCAAGCUGAUCGAGUUCGACAACGACCGUCACCUGGGUGUCUUCUGGGUUUCCUGCGAGGCCGGAACCUACAUUCGUACCUUGUGCGUGCACUUGGGUCUUCUGCUCGGAUGCGGUGGCCACAUGCAGGAGCUCCGACGAGUAAGAUCAGGAGCGAUGGGAGAGGGUGACGACAUUGUCACGAUGCACGAUGUGCUCGAUGCGCAAUGGCUGUACGACAACACACGCGAUGGUCAGUUCAACUAGCUUUGCCCCACUAUCUGCGCAGAGGUAGCCAUACUCACCUAGCCUCUCUUCUCGGGACAGAAUCGUACCUGCGACGAGUUGUUCGACCCCUGGAGAGUCUGCUUGUCGGGUACAAGCGUAUCGUCGUCAAGGACAGCGCCGUCAACGCCGUCUGCUACGGUGCCAAACUCAUGAUCCCUGGUCUUCUCCGAUACGGUCAGUCUCUCUCAUCGCGGAUGGCGUCGAACCAGACCUAACGCUUCGGACUUUCAUUUUCAGAAUCUGACAUCGAGCUCAACGAGGAGGUCGUGUUGAUGACGACCAAGGGCGAGGCGAUUGCGAUCGGCAUUGCGCAAAUGACGACCGUCGAGCUUUCGACUUGCGACCACGGCGUCGUCGCCAAGGUCAAGCGAUGCAUUAUGGACCGCGACACAUACCCUCGCAAGUGGGGACUGGGCCCCAAGGCGCAGGAGAAGAAGAAGAUGGUCAAGGACGGCAAGCUGGACAAGCACGGGCGAGUGAACGAGAAGACCCCUGCUGGGUGGAAGUCCGAGUACGUCGACUACUCCAAGCAAGGCGAAGGGUUGGACGCUUCUUCGGCCGCAGCGCCGACGACGAUCCCUACUCAACCGGUCGCGACCGAGAUCGUGCCGCCUCCCACGGCCUCGACGAGCGCUACCGCCGUCGAGAGUGUGGUCGAGGAUGUCAAGGCCGAGAAGAAGGCCAAAAAGGAUAAGAAGGUGAGCUACUCUUGUGGCGUGGCUAACUGACGGUGAAUGGGAAUGAUGAAAAUUGAUAUAUUUCGUAUUCCCUCCACUUUUUGCAGCGCAAGGCCGAAGCCGAGCCCGAGUCGGAAGCGGCGGUCGCGGUGGAGGAGACGGAGGAGGAGCGCAAGAAGCGGAAAGAGGAGAAGAAGGCGGCCAAGAAGGCCAAGUUGGCUGCUUCGGGUGCGGGCGACGAGUCGAUGGUCAUGACCGAGGGUGAAGGUGAGGCGAAGGAGAAGAAGAAGAAGAAGAAGGACAAGAAGGCCGCCGAGUGA
Messenger RNA from Microbotryum saponariae, 1980 nucleotides. NCBI's taxonomy places the organism in Eukaryota, Fungi, Basidiomycota, Microbotryomycetes, Microbotryales, Microbotryaceae. The record is from the annotation of a GenBank genome assembly.